AUGUCUUAUGACCGAAGUUGGAUCACUCGACGAAUAAUUCCCGGUGGUUAUGGUUUUACGGAUGAAUAUAAUGAGGGAGUUAAAUAUUUUUUGGCAUUUGCGAGAAGCAAUUCUACAAAACCUCAUGAUCCAAAUCUUCUUAUUAGAUGUCCUUGCAAUACAUGUAGAAAUCAAUUACAUCAACUAAUUCCCGAUGUCGAGUUUCACUUAAUUGCAACCGGUUUUCUCGAGAGUUAUACCACAUGGCAUUAUCAUGGCGAAGCUAGCGGGUCGAGAAAUGAACAAGUGAAUGAUCAAGAAGAUGUGUAUGAUGAAUAUGAGAUGUUGAGGGAUGCUUUUGGGCCGGAAGCUUUGGAAGUAGAGAAUAACAUUUCCGAGGACCCGAACGAGCAAGCAACUAAAUUUCUAGACAAUGUAAACAAUGUUGGGGAGCCAAUAUAUCCGGGCAAUAUAAAGUACACACAAUUGAAGUUUAUUUCGAGAUUACUACAUUGGAAGAGUCGUAACCAAUGUAGUGAUAAAGCCUUUGAUGAGUUGCUCCUUUUACUUGGGGACGUGUUUCCGGAGGGGCAUAAGCUCCCUUCCAAUUACUAUGCUGUCAAGAAGAUAGUUAAGAAGCUGAGUUUGGGGUAUGAAAAAAUACAUGCAUGUGAGAAUGAUUGUAUGUUGUUUUAUGGUGAUGAUAAGGAUUUGGAAAAUUGUAAGUAUUGUAAUCUGAGUCGAUACAAAGCUGCAACACAUGCUGGGAACAAUACCAUUCCGAGGAAGGUAUUAAGAUAUUUUAAAAUCACUCCUCGAUUGCAGCGUUUGUACAUGUCUACCCGCACUGCUGAGCAUAUGAAAUAUCACAAGUAUAGAACUGUGGAUGAAGGGGUUCUUAGUCAUCCUGCAGAUGGAAAAGAAUGGAAAGAAUUUGACAAGAUGUAUCCUGAUUUUGCAGCAGAUUUUCGUAAUGUCAGACUUGGUCUUGCAACUGAUGGAUUUCCCCCGUACAGUAAUGCUACAUCUACAGUAUACUCAGUGUGGCCAGUUGUACUACUUGUGUAUAACCUUCCACAUACUAUGUGUAUGAAGGAUCCAUAUAUGUUCAUGACACUGCUAGUACCUGGGCCAAAUGAUCCUGGAAAGAAUCUAAAUGUUUAUCUUAGACCAUUGAUUGAUGAGUUGAUUGAUUUAUGGCAGGUCGGUGUACGUACAUUUGAUGCUUCUACAAAGACUAAUUUUAUGAUGCGAGCAGCUUUGUUGUGGACUAUCAGUGACUUUCCAGGAUUGGGAAUGGUUAGUGGGUGGUCAACCCAUGGAAAGAUGGCUUGUCAUGUGUGUAUGGGUGAAGUUAAAGCUAAGCAACUACCGCAUAGUAGGAAAUCCAGUUUUUAUGGAUUACAUAAGGGAUUCUUAGAAAAGCGCAGAAAAAGAAAGAAAGGUUUUGUCAUUCGUGACAUGUGUGCAAGUAUAACUUUUCCACAACCUGGGAAGCCACACAGCAAGGAAAGGGCCCAUGGAUUUGGUGAUUCACACAACUGGACACAUGUCACUAGCUUCUUUGACCUGCCAUAUUGGGAUUCUUUGCGUUUGCGGCAUUGUAUUGAUGUCAUGCAUACAGAGAAAAAUGUCUUUGAUAACAUUUUCCACACUAUUCUUGAUAGUGUCAAAACAAAGGAUACUAUAAGAUCAAGAAUGGAUUUGCAAGCAAUGGGUAUCAUGCGCGAGUUAUGGCUUAACGGUACACGUAAGCCAAAAGCUAAAUACAACCUCACCCGAGAUCAGUUGAAAUUACUAUGUAAAUGGGUGCAUAGAUUGAAACUCCCAGAUGGUUGUUCGUCAAACUUGAAGAGAUGUUGUAAGAUAUCUCAAUUGAAAUUUCAAGGCAUGAAGUCACAUGAUUGUCACGUAUUUAUGCAGAAGUUGUUGCCUUCAGCUUUUCGUGAACUUCUUCCAGAUGAUGUGAACAAACUACUUUAUGACUUGUCAAAUUUUUUCAAAGACUUGUGCUCAACCACACUUCUUGCAUCAGAUUUGAGGAAAAUGGAAAGAAACAUUGUUGGGAUUGUUUGUACUAUGGAGACUAUAUUCCCUCCGGCUCUUUUUGAUCCAAUGGAGCAUCUUCUUGUUCAUUUAGUUGAGGAGUGUAUACUCGGCGGCCCCGUCCCAUCCCGAUGGAUGUAUAAUAUUGAAAGACUACAACGCAGAAUGAAGCAAAAGGUGGGGAACAAAGCACGCGUUGAAGGAUCCAUUGCAGAAAAAUACAUAUAUGAGGAGCUCACACAUUUUUGUUCUAUGUACUUUGAGUCUGAAGUUGACACAGUGCACAACAUGUUAGGGAGGAAUAUGGUUGAUGAUCGUUCACGGGAUCCAGAAAAACUAUUAGCCUUCACAUAUCCGGUACAGCUUUUGGGAGCUUAUAAAGGUUAUCAUUUAGAUAUGGAUUCCUUGCGCGUUGCAGCACAUUACAUCCUCACUAAUAUGCAUGAAGUGGCACCUUAUAUUACAAUGUUUGAAGAUGAGAUUCGAAGUCAAGGUGCACCAUUGUUGAGUGAUAUAGAUAUGGAUAAAUUGUUAAAGGAUAAUUUUGUCACGUGGUUGCAAAAUAAGGUACCAAACAACUACGAACAAUUACAACAUUUAUUACAAGGCCCGACUUCUUAUGUGAUAUCCUAUAAAAGAUGCAAGGUUAAUGGAUACUCAUUCAACCUAGGAAGAUCAAGCUCGGGGGUACUUGUCAAGGGCAGUUGUUACGGUGAUAGUGAAAGCAAUUACUAUGGGACUUUGCAAGAGGUUCUAAAAGUAACAUACUGUGGUGGAAAUCAAGUGAUUUUAUUCAAAUGUCAAUGGUAUGAUCAUAUUAGGGGUGUAAAAAAAGACAAAAAUGGAGUGCUCCUAAUUGAUCUUAACUCAAAAUUGAAAGGAAAUGAUGUUUACAUUCUAGCAAGUCAAGCCACUCAAGUGUACUAUGCUCCUAGUGUGAAAAAUCCGGAUAGUAAUAUUCACACAAUCAUCACAUGUAGACCUCAAGUAUUGAGCGGCAAAACUAAUAUUGCUAACAUGGAACCCCUUCAAGAAGACGUAUCAAAUGCCAUGCCGAUAGACUUUUCAUCAAGAUCGUUAUUUAUCGAUUUUUCACAAUACGAAAUGGAAGGAGAACAAGGACAAGAAAAUGAAGAUGAAAGUGAUGAUGAAGAAGAAGAAGAAGAAGAAGAAGAAGAAGAAGCGGAAAGUGAAGAAGGAGAAGAUGAUGAAGAUGGUUAUGAUAGUAUUGAAGUUGAAAGUGAAUAA
Messenger RNA from Daucus carota subsp. sativus, 3273 nucleotides. RefSeq lists its product as uncharacterized. NCBI's taxonomy places the organism in Eukaryota, Viridiplantae, Streptophyta, Magnoliopsida, Apiales, Apiaceae. The transcript is spliced from 4 exons. Bases 1 to 3273 code for a protein of 1090 amino acids. The record is from RefSeq and is a predicted model, not a curated record.